Colletotrichum scovillei is the source of this 1206-nucleotide messenger RNA. Its product is annotated as TLC domain-containing protein. Lineage: Eukaryota; Fungi; Ascomycota; Sordariomycetes; Glomerellales; Glomerellaceae. The record is from RefSeq and is a predicted model, not a curated record. Bases 1 to 1206 code for a protein of 401 amino acids. Gene Ontology annotation, cellular component: membrane. Gene Ontology annotation, biological process: ceramide biosynthetic process. The transcript has 2 exons. Gene Ontology annotation, molecular function: sphingosine N-acyltransferase activity.
AUGGGCGCAAACUACAUGGACCUCCAGCCAGGCGCUCAGAUUCCGCCUCAGAUGUUGAACAGCCGCCAGACAAAAAGCUACUCGAAGCGCAAGAAGACGAAAGUAUUCGCUUUCCUGCGUCGUCGGACCUGGGCGUUCCCGUUGUUCCUCACGAUCGCGAUCCUCUCCCUCUACGCCGUCAAUCCGACCGACUCUAAUCCGACGUACCACUUCAUAUUCCCCUCCUACAAGCUCGACGAUGACAGCCCCGGGAUGACACAAUAUGGCAAGGGACCUUGGGACAUCGCCUUCGUUGCCUUCUACACAAUAUUUCUCACCUUCACCCGUGAGGUCUGCAUGCAGGAGCUCCUGACACCCCUCGCUCGCGCAUGGGGCAUCAAGUCCCGCGCCAAGCGCGCACGCUUCGCGGAGAACAUGUACACGGCGCUCUACGUGACUGUUAUCGGACCCUGGGGCCUGCACGUCAUGAGCCGUACGCCAGUGUGGUAUUUCGACACCCACGGGAUGUACGAGGGCUUUCCACACCGCACGCACGACGCCAGCUUCAAGUGCUACUACCUCCUACAGGCAGCGUUCUGGGCGCAGCAAGUAGUGGUGAUGGUGCUGGGCCUGGAACAACGACGCAAAGACUUCCAUGAGCUUGUCGCGCACCAUGUCGUCACGGUUGCACUGGUUGCACUGAGCUACCGCUUCCAUUUUGCGUAUAUGGGCAUCGCGGUGUACAUCACGCACGAUAUCAGCGAUUUCUUCCUGGCACUUCAGGGGGUGUCGUUUGGGGUGUGUAUCGCAGUGUGGAUCUACCUACGACACUACAUCAACCUGCGGAUUCUCUACUCUGCGCUGCCAGGAUCCGAAUUUAGUACCGUUGGGCCGUAUGAGUUGAACUGGGAGACUGAGCAGUACAAGUGCCCGUUAUCGAACUUCAUCACCUUUGGCCUCUUGGCUUUGUUGCAGGCACUGAACCUGUUCUGGUUGUAUUGCCUGCUGCGAAGCGCUUACAAGUUUGUCUUCUUGGGGGUCGCGAAGGAUGAUAGAUCGGAGGAUGAGGAGGUUCUGAUAGCCCCGUCGGCCGUUCAAGACAAGGUAGUAACGGCUUCGGAUGUGUCAUCCCACAGCCUUGAGGGACCCAAGCCCCCAUCAACACAACGCCCUGUGCAGGAGAGAAGACCUAGAAAGGCCACGAUAGAGUUGGACAGAAAGAAGUAG